GUUCCAACUAAGCUCACUUUUCUGUGUGAGUGGACAUCUGAGGAGUGAAUACAGAACACACUACUACACCUCAGCUUCAUCUACAGAAUUUUCUACUUCCUGGGUUGGAUCACUGAGUCGGACAGGUGUGACAGGUAUGACGGCCAACGACCUCCAGCUGAACUCUGAACCCUUGAGGUCGGAGCCUCCCGCCAGAUGCAGGAGCCCUUUCAACAGCAUCAAGUUCUUUGUGCUAUGCCAUGGUAUGCUCCAGCUGGCCCAGCUGUUGGUGUCUGGUUAUCUGAAGAGCUCCAUCUCCACUAUAGAGAGACGCUACGGCUUCUCCAGCCAGAAGUCUGGCAUCCUGGCCUCAUUCAAUGAGGUGGGGAACACGGUCCUGAUAGUGUUUGUAAGUUUCUUUGGUAGCCGUGUUCACAGGCCGCGGUUCAUCGGUGGAGGGGCACUGGUGGCCAGUCUGGCUGCUUUGAUGAUGGCCCUGCCUCAUUUCAUCAGUGGCCCCUAUGAGUACACAGUCCACAUCAGCCAAUCCAAGGAUGACAUAUCUGGCCUCUGCCAAUUAGAGAGCUCCUUCCAAACACCCUUGUCCAAUCACAGCUGCAUGCAGCAGGAGAGUCAUGCUCAGCAGGGCGUAUUCCCCCUCCUGCUCCUAGGACAGCUACUCCUGGGAAUCGGCGGCGUUCCCAUCCAACCCUUCGGAAUCUCCUACAUUGAUGACUAUGCCAGCAAGAGGAACUCUCCCCUCUACCUCGGUAUUCUCCUGGCUGUCACGUCUAUCGGUCCUGCAUUUGGUUUCAUGAUGGGCUCCUUCAUGCUGCGCUUUUAUGUCGACAUCAACAAGAUGUCCAAAGAUGAGAUAGGUCUGGAGCAAGGGGACCCUCGCUGGGUGGGAGCCUGGUGGUUGGGCUUUGUCGUGGCAGCCUCCUUCCUCUUCCUCACCUCCCUGCCCUACCUCUUCUUCCCCCGACAGAUGCCCAAAGAGGAAGCUGCAGGCGGUGCCACAGAACCCAGAGCCGAGGAGGAAAAGAAACCACUGCCAGACCCCGUCCAGGAACUCACCCUCCCACAGUUCCUCAAAAGCUUCCCCCGUAUCGCUCUACGGACCCUGCGGAACCCCAUCUACCUGUUGGUGGUGCUGGCACAGGUCCACCUGGCAGCUAUGAUAGCCGGCCUUGCCACCUUCAUGGCCAAGUUCAUAGAGCGCCAGUUCACCCAGACCGCCUCCUUCUCCAACAUGAUGAUCGGUGGGGUGAACAUCCCUCUGGCGGUGCUGGGCAUCGUGCUGGGUGGGGCUCUGAUGAGGAGGCUGAAUAUCUCUACUAGAGGCUCUGCCCUCAUGUGCACGUCAGCCAUCUUGAUGUGUAUACUCACCGCUCUACCUCUCCUCCUCCUCGGCUGCUCCACACAGAGGGUCACCGGCAUCUACCCCACCAAACAGAACAGGUCAUUGGAGUGUAGCUCUGGGUGCUCCUGUCCGACCGAGGCCUUUAACCCAGUGUGUGGCUCAGACGGGGUGGAGUUCAGAUCGCCCUGUCAUGCAGGCUGCAUGACCAAAGUACUGGACAACAGCACCAGCAAAAUCCUGAACUACACAGACUGUGGCUGCAUAGGGGUCAGCGGAUCCUAUGGUUAUGCGUUGCCAGGGACAUGCGGUAGUGGCUGUAAACACCUUCUCCUGCCCUUCAUGGUUCUCUCUGCCCUCACCUGCUUCAUUGCAUCAUUCUCACAGACCCCAUCCUACAUGAUGAUACUGAGGACAGUGAGACCAGAGGAUAAGUCUUUUGCUGUGGGGGUUCAGUACAUGCUCUUCAGAGUGCUGGCGUUCCUGCCAGCCCCAGUCCUGUAUGGUACUGCCAUAGACACCACCUGUAUCAUCUGGGGAAAUAAAUGUGGGAGGAACACGUCGUGUCACUACUACAACAUGGACCUCUUCAGACAGAGGUUCCUGGGUCUGCAGGUAUUGUUUGUCUGCGGAGCGUUUGUCUGCUUCCUGCUCUCCCUCCUGGUCCUGAGACAUAGGGCAGGAAAAAAAGGCCAGCAGGCAGGACAGAGAUACACUAUGAUUAACAGAGAGCAGAGUCCAGACAAGAACACCGCCUCAAAAGAACAGCAGAGCAUGGCAGCAUGAGAGAGGCCUGAUAGAGAAAGAAAGAAAGAAAGAAAGAAAGAAAGAAAGAAAGAAAG
Molecule: messenger RNA, 2181 nt
Organism: Coregonus clupeaformis (lake whitefish)
Lineage: Eukaryota; Metazoa; Chordata; Actinopteri; Salmoniformes; Salmonidae
Product: solute carrier organic anion transporter family member 2B1
Exons: 15
Coding region: 137-2125 (662 amino acids)
Biological process (GO): bile acid and bile salt transport; sodium-independent organic anion transport; transmembrane transport
Cellular component (GO): membrane
Molecular function (GO): bile acid transmembrane transporter activity; protein binding
Source: RefSeq, a predicted model, not a curated record